AUGAAGUUCAAGGGGAAGUCCUGCACCUGGGAAGGACCAGACUCAGGCAUCAGUACAUGUGGGAAGCCAGCAGCUAGAAAGCAGCUUGAAGAAAAGGGUCUAUCUGACCAUCAGUCAGCAGUCUGCCCUUGUGGCACACCUGAAGUACUGUGUUGGUUCUGGACUCUUCAGUACAAGAGGGAUGUGGAGAGUGAUCAGAAAGGGGCCACUAAGAUGAAUAAGGGACUGCUGCAUUCCUUAUAUGAGGAAAGGCUGAGUGAGCUGGGACUGCUUAACCUGGAAAAGCUUCUCAGGCUGCAAAGGUUUUUUGAGAUAUUCUUCAAAAACCGUUCUUCCCAACAAGCCUUCAACAACAUGAAGGAGGCUAUAAGCAAACUUUUGCUUGUAACUGAGGUCUUCAGUGAAUCAUCUGCCUCAGGACCAAGUUCUUUCAAUCAAUGCAGCCAAUGUUUUCAAAUGCUAACCUUUGACAUUGGAUUCGGCAUCUCCAUAUACCCAGUAAUUCUUGAGGUGCAUGGAAACUUUGACUUUCAAGAUGAGGAUGAAUUAACUAUUCAGGACCAAACUUUCAAAGAAUUUCUUCUUGAAGAUACUUUUAAAUUUCUCCUAUAUAAUGGAUCUUCAACAUCCAGUUUCAUAGAAGCUUUGCAAAAGAUACAUGGAUCAACACUGAGCAAGGAUGGAACAUACCACAGAGAAGAUGAGCAAUGUUUCUCUUUAGAAGAGAUACAUUCAAUGAUCACUUUCAUAAAGGAGCUGAAGAGUCUUGGACAAUUUGAGCUGCUUUUCCCUUCUGCUGCACCCAAGAUUCAAACAUUAGUGCGUGACCUGUAUCACAUGGUAGACCCAAUGAGGCGGCUUGGUUCAGUCCUGACUCUGCACUGGUUGCUUUCCAGUUUACUUGAACAAUUCCAGUUCAUGACUAAAGAGGCACAUACAAAUCUUUCAGAAUGCUUUGAUGAGUUUGUAUAUCAGAACACUUUUCCUGAAUUUCUUCAGUUAAGACCAGAUUGUUCAGUUGAUUUAUUUAACAGUUCUUAUUUGACUAUGCGAAAUUGUUUGAGAAAGUAUCAUGGUUUGGACUAUGGGACAGAAGAAGGCAAUAUCAAGGACAUGUGCAUAGGAUCGCUGACCUACAAUGGGAAGAAUGAGAGACAGAGAGAAGAAGAGAGACAGUUGGGAUUAAACUAUCGGAACUACAUUACUGUUGCUGCUGUCAAUCCUUUGGCUUCCUUGUUUGCUGAAUCCAAGAGAUUCCUAAAGGACAGAUUCAUGGUCAAUGAAAUAUGUCUGCUGUUAAUUGACAGGCAAUCCUCUCAAGAAAAUAUGAGUCCUAAGUGGAAUGUGCCUUCUGACUUCAGGAAGAAUCAUGAAGAUAAAGAUACCCUAUCUCAUAUCAGGCAGAUCUUCACCAGUCCACAGCUGGAGCUGAAUCCUCAGUUUAACCCAAAGAUCAAAGAAUACUAUGCAGAAGUCCCAUUUGACAUGGUGACAGUGAAGAUAGGAGCAGAACCCUCAAACUGUCAAUGCCAAGUACACCUUGAUGACAAGAAAGGGCCAAGCACUGCUAAGUAUCCCCUUGGCCUUGGACUGAACAAAGUCAUCAUUUUCGUAACGGAUGAUUCUCAGCCCAGCCCCCGGGUUGUGAGCAGCUACAGAAUCACAGUUUAUCGGGAGGACCGCCCUAGUCUGCCGUUGUUUGAUGACUAUAUGAUGUGUGGGUUUGUGCAG
Molecule: messenger RNA, 1731 nt
Organism: Acanthisitta chloris (rifleman)
Lineage: Eukaryota; Metazoa; Chordata; Aves; Passeriformes; Acanthisittidae
Product: cadherin-like and PC-esterase domain-containing protein 1
Exons: 12
Source: RefSeq, a predicted model, not a curated record